UUGCUUUAGGACUGGUAGGCAACUGAGGUUGCUCAUGACUACAUUAAUAUGUUUAGACUGACUAGACCUGCAGAACAGUACAAGUGUGCAGUGCAAGUCCCUACACCACGUUAUACAACUUUCAAAUAUUCGUAUACCAAGAUAGUAAUUAUGCCAUGUUUAUAACAGCCUAAAUUUACAUAUGAUUGACUUAAAUUCUUAUUCAACAUUUACAGGAGUCUGAACAUUUUUGCCUCCUAGAUGGCCAAAAAUACACUGAUAAGUGUACAUACACUCACCACAUUAUUAGAAACUUCAUUAGACCGUGUUUAAUGUGGUCAUUCAUUAGUGAAUUAAUAUGUAACUUAAUAGGUUCCCUUUAAAUCUAAUAAUAAUACCUGAGGCUCCAAUAAAUUAGCAUCCAACGAUUCCAAUGAUGCAACUUUUUUUUGUUACAUUUUGAAUGCUCUGUUAUAUUAUACCCUCAGGUUUUGGGGCGUUACUAUGACAUCAUCAGACUUUACUCCAAAGCUCCUUCCCCCACCUCUUCACCAAAAACAUUAAAAUUUUCCAGUCUAGAUGCGUUCUUCUAUAUUGAGUACUUCAUAUUUAAUAUGCAUUAUUAGCAACUUAAUAAUAAUUAUGAAUGUACAGCUAAUGUGUGAUGUCACUUCCUCUUGCUGAUGCAGAGUAAAUCCUGGGGUGGAGUGUGUAUCCCUGAAAUCAGUCCAAGACAUACGCAAGUGUCUCUGUGAAACAGACAUCCCCAGAAAGCCUCUGCAUCACUGAAACUCCCAAGCAUCCUCCCCUCACGCACUCCCCUUUGUUCCUCUCUGUGUCACAGCGCCACCUGCUGGCAGCCACCUCACACAGUGCGGAGCAAACUAGAAACCCAAUGUCACUGUGACACUUCAGCUCCUUUGCGGUUGUAGAUGAAGAAAGAUUGUAGGCAGCUGGUGGCUCAACAAAUGGAGGAGGACAGGAGGAAAUCCUGCCCAUUGGUAUUAUUUUACAUUAGCUGCUUGCUUCCAGUUUGUGAACACAACUGGAACAAUUUCAGUGCAGCCAGUACAGAAAUUAGUGGGAAAAUGUUCAAUGAACACAUUGGUGCUGUGUUCACGGAAAACAUAUUUGAGACUCGUCAAAUAUGUAAAUGAAUGUUUCCUUCUGCUCUGGGCUCGACUGCAUUCCCUUUAAAACCUUACAGAUGUUUAGUUGUGUGCAAAGAUGGGAUUAAUAUUUGCUUGAAUCAGGCAAUCAUUGCAUUUAAUUUACAUUUAAAUGAAAUAAUUAGGAAAAAGUGAAAAUAACAGAAUAAUGAUGAUUCUUUUUUGCAGAAGAGAUGCAUUAAAAUAUUACAAAGUAGUGAAUGUUGUAAAUUGUGAAGACUGACUUUAGUUUGCUCUAUUUUUUUCAAAGUAAGUAUUGCAUGUUUUACUACACAACAUGUAAUUGAUGUCUUUAGCUGUGAUCUUUCCAGGAUAAACUGUUGCAUUUAGUGAGUUCAGUCCCUGCUGAACUCAUACACUUCUAUUGUUAUUCAGAGACUUUACACCCUCGCGCCUUUUUUAUCUUCUCAUGCAUGGUGUUUAGGCAUGCUAGUAUCAACAAAGGUAGAUUUUAUUCAGUGCUUAAACUCUGAUGUCAUCUGAAACAGACCUACUUCCAGGGAUUCCUCUCUUUAGUAGUUUAGUCUGCUGUUUUUUGUAUAUUGUUGGACUAUCUCAGUGAUUUAAAUACCUUAGAUAUGAAGAGACGCCCAAAGUCAGACGUUUCAGGAUAAAAUAGUUAGGUCAAAAAGCUUUUUAGUCUUUCCAUCAGGCUUGUUCCAAUUUCAGCACCAACACUGCUUCAUAAGCACCAGAGAACAGGAUACAGUCUGUGUCGAUUACAUGUCUGUAAGGUUAAUAAGACUCGCAAGUUUAUAAAAUCUUCAACAAACUAAUUUUGUUUGCAACAUAUACACAUUUGUGCUUAUAAACACUAAUGAUUUAUUUGGGGUAUUUGUGUAUUGCAUGACUUUUCUUAACCUCUUAAAUACACAAUGGCACCUCUGCACUAUUUGAAAAGCCAUUUGCCAAAAAAACCUUAGACUUUGCACGAGUUAUGACAGAAACAGAGUGAGGAGCCAAAUAUGAAGACAGUCGCAGAUGAUUUCCUGUACAUUUUAAUCUGUGUAUGCUCUCUCCUGAAUCAUGUUUUCUGUUCUGCUGGCCUUGUAGUGAGGUCACUGACAUAUGUUUUGCGGAUGUUUGUGUGUGCAUCCCUGCAGAGCUGUGACGGUUCUGAGUACACUCUGCAGGGCCCAGCGGGUGGGGAUGACAUCACAGGGUUGUCGGCCGAGCCAGCCCACUACCAGCUACUGUCAGAGCUGGGACGGGGCUUCAAUAAUCUGAGCCAGGUGAACAUGGCUCGCCACAUCCCUACUGGCCAGCUGGUGGCCGUCAAACAGACCAACCUGGACGAGUGCACCGAGGAGGAGCUGCUGCAGCUCAUGAAUGAGGUACUGCUGUCCCGGCUCUUCCGUCACCCCAACCUGCUGACUUCUCGCCUGGUUUUCAGCUCCUGCUGCCAGCUGUGGGUCCUGACACCGCUCAUGGCUUACGGUUCUGCAGAUACUUUACUGAGGACAUAUUUCCCAGAUGGAAUGAGUGAAUCCCUGAUAGCGUACCUGCUGUACGGUGUGCUCAAAGCAUUGGAAUACCUGCACAGGAUGGGCUACAUUCACCGAGGGGUGAAGGCCAGUCAUAUCUUGCUGUCAGGGGAGGGGCGUGUUUACCUCUCAGGGCUCCACAGUGUUUACUGUAUGAUGCGUGAGGGCAAGAGGAUGAGGACCGUGUUUGACAUGCCCCACCACAGCCCGGCACUGCUGCCCUGGCUCAGCCCUGAACUACUGCGACAGGACCUGCACGGUUAUGGAGUGAAGUCAGACAUCUACAGUUUGGGCAUUGUGGCCUGUGAGCUAGUCAGUGGCAGGGUGCCUUUCCAGGACAUGCCACCCACUCAGAUGCUGCUUCAGAAGCUGCGCGGUUCCCACUGCUGCUUGCUGGACGUGGCUCCCUUCCCGCUUGGAGAGCUGGGGGGUUUGAAGGUGUCGCGCUCUGGGGUGGACUCCGGCAUUGGAGAGAGUGUGGCCACGGGGAGCCUGACGCACAGCACCACCGCUCCUCCCACGGACCGACCUCAAAGCCCUGGACCCAAAAACCACUCUGCCACCCUCCACAACCUGGUCCAGCUGUGUCUGCAGCAGCAGCCUGAGCGCAGGCCAUCAGCAUCUGAGCUGCUGACCCACGCCUUCUUCAAGCAGGUGAAGAGGCACACCAGAGACUCCUUCCUAAGUCUCAUGUACCCAGCAGUGCCCCUCGCCAGUCCUGAGGACCCUCCAGUAUCCAGCCCCCCACCCCUUCCUGUCAUACUCCAGCGUCAGCCACCGCCGACUCCACCGAGGCCGUUUGGGAUUUCUCCUAACUGCAGCCUCUACACUUCCAUUGACUAGCAAGCCAAACACAAGACAAUCAAAGCAAAGCAAUGAGGCCAAAUUCUACUGUGCUUUUAAUUUUUAUUGUUAACCCAACUCUCUGAGCCUUUUUAAAUCGUUUUUGUAGCUUUCUUUUUUUUUUUUUAAUGUUUUUUGAAGGUGACUUUUUGGGUCACAGAGUGGUGAGGCAACUGUGAAGGUGCUGGAACAAAGAAGCUGCUCUGAUUUUAUAGUAACGAUAAUAAUGGACCGUCAGCGAGCGAAAGGAAAGAGAAAAAAACAAGUUGCUAAAAAGCCCCCCUGAAAACAGCUGUGCAUAUGUUUGUGCGCAUUUUGUUGUUUUUAAAGUGUUAUAUCCAUGUUUCCAUUUCUUUUUUCAGGUGGGUGACUCUGGUACAACCAAGAAGUUAUUUCUUAAUAGUAACCACUUUUUGUAAGAGAUCAUGUGUGUGUUGAAUUUUCUUUAAAGUGGACCUGUUAUGCUCUGUUCAUGUUGUGCCUAAAAUUGACCAUUUCCACUCUACUUAAGCCUAUUUUGUUCUGAUUGGCUGCCCUUCGUUAAUUCCUCUGUGCUCACAGCCUGAGAUGACGGUAUUACUUUAACAUGAUACAAAUCCAAGAAUAGAUCCAUUCGCUUCUGCUUAUCCUUUUCAGGACAGCUGGGAUAUCCCAGCUGUCAUAGGGCGAGAGGCGGGGUACACCCUGGACAGGUCGCCAGUCUGUCGCAGGGCCAACACACAGGGACAGACAACCAUUCGCACUCACAUUCACACCUAGUGGCAAUUUGGAUUAUCCAAUUAACCUAUCCCCACAAGCUGCAUGUCUUUGGACGGUGGGAGGAAGCCGGAGUACCCAGAGGGAACCCACGCAAACACGAGGAGAACAUGCAAACUCCACACACAAAGACCCCGGCCUGAUGGUGGAAUUGAACUCAGGACCUUCUUGCUGUGCGGCAACAGUGCUAACCACCGUGCCACUAUGCUGCCCAAAAAAAGCAAAAUAGGUCCACUUUAAGGCACUGUGUUUAUGGACUGUGAAUAGUGAAAGGUACACUACGUUAGAUUUAAACAUAUGUGCAUAUAUAUUCAUCUGUGUUAGAAAUGUUCAAAUUCAGAGCUGAAAGCAGAUUUGGGGGGAGAAUAUGCAUGGUCCUCCAAAACUUGCAUAAGAAUAAUCACAUUUUAAAGUUUUCUUCAGUGACAAAGUAAGUCAGUAUAAGUGACCUUUAUACUCAUGGGUACACUGCAAACAGAAACUGCUAAUAGCUAAUCCGGCAAGCUUUUAACGGUUAUUUUGCCAAAACGUAAAAAUACUGUACAGCCAAAAAAAGGUUAGUCUGCAUACCAGUUAGCUUGCCUGUAGCCAGCUAAUUUGUUUCAUGACAACUCUUUACUGACCGUUUUGUUGACACCAAAUUUUAAGAAAGGUUCUUAAAUUGAGGCCUUGGUUAUUCCCUAAAGUUAUAUAUAUAUUGUUGUCAUAUACUUAUUUUUUUAUAUUCAAAAAUUAGACUCUUUGGUUUUACCACAGGCUACAUUGUUUAAAGAACAGAACAACAAAACAACACAUCCACAAUCAGCUGUGUAAAUACAUUCCUGCUGUAGGCUUGAACAUAUAUGCACAUAGAGUUCCUGUAUAGUAUCCUUAAAACCUGUCAUACAUCGGGGGGGGGGCAAACUAUGCUAUGAACAAUAGAAUACGUGAGCAAUAGAAUAUAUCUAGUGUUCCAUGUAGUAGUUAGAAACCACAAGUAGAAAUAGAAAAACAAAGUUUCCUGUUCCGAUCAUGGAAAGAAGAUUUCUACUGUGCCCUAUGACCACUUCUCCAAUAAUGCCUUUCUGUUUUACUGAACCGUGCAUUUAGAAUACAGUGAUCUCUCUGUAACUGUGAUUAAGUGUACUGUGUAUGAAAACUGUGACUUACAGUACAUAUCAAAUAUGGUAGCUGUAUGAGCCUUAUAUAUACACGUGUUAUAAAAUGAUACCGAAUGUUUUGCCAA
Oreochromis niloticus (Nile tilapia) is the source of this 5456-nucleotide messenger RNA. It is a transcript of the gene stradb, whose product is annotated as STE20 related adaptor beta. The transcript is spliced from 9 exons. The record is from RefSeq and is a predicted model, not a curated record. Gene Ontology annotation, cellular component: serine/threonine protein kinase complex. Gene Ontology annotation, biological process: activation of protein kinase activity; protein phosphorylation; protein export from nucleus. Lineage: Eukaryota; Metazoa; Chordata; Actinopteri; Cichliformes; Cichlidae. Bases 2114 to 3475 code for a protein of 453 amino acids. Gene Ontology annotation, molecular function: protein kinase activity; ATP binding; protein serine/threonine kinase activator activity.